Molecule: messenger RNA, 834 nt
Organism: Acaulospora colombiana
Lineage: Eukaryota; Fungi; Glomeromycota; Glomeromycetes; Diversisporales; Acaulosporaceae
Source: the annotation of a GenBank genome assembly
AUGUCCCUCCGUGAAAUAAUCUCUGGUGAUCGAAUAUUUCCCAUCAACCCUGCACCCGAAUCCUCUGUAAAAAUCGGCAGGAAUGCCUCUCUGAGUAUCUUACAAGCUCACAUAAAAGAGCAACCCACGUUCCUGGAUUACAUUUCGGGCGGCGCUGAAAUACAAUUGUCAGUUGCCAUAGAUUUUACGGCGUCAAAUGGUAAUCCGCAUGAUCCGAGGAGCUUGCAUUAUAUCAACGGCUUUAGACAGAACGAUUACCAGAGGGCGAUUAGCAGUGUAGGCAAAAUAUUGGAAAGUUACGAUAGUGACAAACUUUUUCCGGUGUACGGAUUUGGUGGAAAGUUUAAUGGAAAUUUGUCACAUGCACACCCAUUAAAUAACAAUUACCGAAAUCCUGAAGUUACAGGAGUGGAUGAUAUGGAUUCAACCAUAAGGGCAAUAAUAAAGGCGAGUUUGCUACCGCUGUCGAUAGUUAUUGUUGGUGUGGGAAACGCGGAUUUCACCAACAUGAAGAUAUUGGACGCUGAUAAUGAACCGUUGGUCCAAAAACUAUCACCUUAUUCAGAACCCGUCAAAAUGAAACGAGAUAUUGUACAAUUUGUGGCAAUGCGAGAUUUCGAGUUAAGAUCUUCGCAUUAUUUAUUGCCCAAAGCUGUGCUCGAGGAAAUACCUGAUCAAUUUAUGAGUUACAUGGAGCUUCACGGGAAAACUCCCCGGCCGCCCAUCAGACGGACUACCGCAGAGCUGGAAAAGAAUAAGAAUUUAAGGACCGUAAAUAGGGGCGAUGCAGAGGACCUCGAAUUUGAUGAGCCGCCACCAGAAUACAGCGCCUAA